Messenger RNA from Myxozyma melibiosi, 1796 nucleotides. Its product is annotated as putative pantothenate transporter. The transcript is spliced from 4 exons. Gene Ontology annotation, molecular function: transmembrane transporter activity. Gene Ontology annotation, biological process: transmembrane transport. The coding region runs from base 96 to 1706 and encodes 536 amino acids. Lineage: Eukaryota; Fungi; Ascomycota; Lipomycetes; Lipomycetales; Lipomycetaceae. The record is from RefSeq and is a predicted model, not a curated record. Gene Ontology annotation, cellular component: membrane.
GAUAAGACUAGACCCUUUGGUGUAUAUUAGUCCCCUGAUCUGCCAUCUCUAUCUCUGCUGUCUCCUCCAACACCACAGUGGAUCCUGCACACACCAUGGCCGUCGACGAGAUCUCCGAGCAAUCAGUCGCAGACUCAACCUCCGUCGUCGAGAAGACGCACAAAAAAGUCACACUCCCGUACUACAAUGAAGAUUACAAGCCCUCGCGGGCGCUGUACCAUCUGAGCAAGAUGUGGGAUACUUUCGGCAAGGAGCCAAGCGAGCGCGCGCUGGUGGCUAAGCUUGACGUGUUUUUGUUCUUGUACGGUAUCUUGGCGUAUAUCGUCAAGAGUCUGGAUACGAGCAAUAUCAGCAAUGCCUACGUCAGUGGAAUGAAAGAAGACUUGAACGUCGUUGGUAACGAGUACAAUUACAUGUCGACCUCGUUCACGAUCGGAUACAUGGCCGGCGCGAUCCCCGCGCAGCUGAUCAUGAACCGCGUUCGUCCGUCGAUCUUCAUUCCCUGCUGUACCUUGACCUGGACUGCGUUCGUCAUGGCAAUGGCCGGCGCCAAGAGUCCUACUCUGAUCUACAUCUGCCGCGCGAUCAUUGGUGUUGCGGAAGGUGGUCUUUUCCCCAGUAUCUCCUGGCUGAUUGGAAGUUGGUACAUGCCCGACGAACUCGCAAAGCGCAUGGUCACUUUCGAACUCGCGAGUCAGAUGGCCGCCAUGUUUUCAGGCUACAUCCAAGCCGGUCUGUACUCUUCCAUGAACGGCGUCGGCGGUCUUGCGGGCUGGCGCUGGUUGUUUAUCUUUGACGGCGUGAUCUCGAUCCCGAUCGGUUUGUUUGGCAUCUUUGCGCUGCCUGAUUUCCCGCACAACACGCGCGCAAUGUAUUUGACGAAGCGGGAUCGCGAGAUUGCGCUGAUGCGCGUCGAAAACGCGGGCCGGAAGCCGCCAAAGAAAUUGGGCGUCAAGGGAUGGAUCGGUAUCUUCUCUUCCUGGAAGAUUUACGCGUUCAUCAUGGCGUUCAGUACCCCUGCGAUCAACGGUGCGACAGGUUACUUCAACCUGUGGCUCAAAUCGCUCGACAAGUACUCGGUGCAGAUGAUCAACAUCAUCCCGACCGGCGGCAACGCAAUCUCGAUCGUCUACGGCUUUGUGUUCUCCUGGGUCUCGGACUGGACGCGCAUCAGAUGGCCGCUGAUCCUGCUUUCGGUGAUUCCGCCGCUUGUGGGUUGCAUCAUGCUUUCGGUGUGGGACAUUGCGUUCGGAGCAAAGAUGGCGGCAUUCUUCUUGCUCUUUGCGAGUUCGGCGUCGCAGCCGCUUACGCUGGUGUGGGCGACCGAGUUGUUUCAGGAUAGUACUGAGAUGAGAGGCGCGCUUACUGCUGCCGCCGACACAUUUACAAACGCAAUCCUGGCAUGGCUGCCGGUGGUCGCAUAUCCCGCCGCGCACGCCCCAGAAUACAAGGGCUACGCGUCCUACAAGAUGUCUGCGGGCAUGAUUGGCGCGCAGAUCGUCGGCGUGCUCAACCUUGCCUUCUGGGCGCGCUGGGAGCAGCGACGCAAGGGUGUUAAGUUUAACGAGUUUGGACUUCCUAUCGUUGAGCGCGAUGAGGAGGAGGAGUAUAACGUUGAGGUCGAAGUCCUGGAGGGAAGCGGGAGUGAUGAGGUUGGGGAUUUGGAGAAGGGGAAGGAACAUAUUGUGCAUACGCGUGAGAUUUGAUGAUCAUGAUGAUGAAUUUAUGUCUUGAGUGUAGUAAAAAUUAUUGAUUUUGUAUCGUCUCUGUGCUAAUACAGAGAGAGAGUAGACCAA